Odontomachus brunneus is the source of this 1509-nucleotide messenger RNA. Its product is annotated as putative inositol monophosphatase 3. The transcript is spliced from 7 exons. Gene Ontology annotation, cellular component: endomembrane system. Bases 162 to 1166 code for a protein of 334 amino acids. NCBI's taxonomy places the organism in Eukaryota, Metazoa, Arthropoda, Insecta, Hymenoptera, Formicidae. Gene Ontology annotation, biological process: phosphatidylinositol phosphate biosynthetic process. The record is from RefSeq and is a predicted model, not a curated record. Gene Ontology annotation, molecular function: 3'-nucleotidase activity.
UUGUGACAUUGCAACAACGUUGCAAAAUGUUGCACGGGCUUUAUAUCGAAGGGCUUAACAUUCUCGGUUCUGAUUGGUAUUGCGGUCAGCCAAUCAGCAAGUGAGACACUGCUUGCGUUUCUCUGAUUAUUUAGAACUUGACUCAAUAAGUGUGCAACAAGAUGAGUGUGCGUAUAAAAAAAAUACUUCUCUGCAUAUCCCUGAUUUUUGUGGGUAUUAUCUAUUUAUACUCGAGUCUGCGUACGAAUGACAAGGAUGUAUCCUUGAAGCAGCUCUUAGCUGCUGCGAUAAGGGCGGCAGAACUCGGAGGACUCGAAGUAGUGGCAGUGCACCAUCAAAUUAAAUUCAAAGUCGAGAGCAAAGGCCAAACGAAGGAAGGAGUAAAUGACCCAGUAACAGCAGCUGACUAUAGAUCGCAUUGUGCCAUGUAUCGUGCUUUGACAGAAGCAUUCCCAGGAAUUACUGUGAUAUCUGAGGAAACGUCACAAGAUUGUGACAAGAUUGCAAUAGAAGAUAUUAAGAAUUAUGCUAAAAGUAUUGAUGGUUACAAUAUGAGCGAUGAAAUAGUAAAUACUAAGGAUAUUACAAUCUGGAUAGAUCCUUUGGAUGCUACUAAAGAAUUUACAGAAAAUUUAUUACAAUAUGUAACUACUAUGGUGUGCAUAGCUGUUAAAGGACAACCUAUUAUUGGUGUUAUUUAUAAACCUUUUGAGACAAAACAGAAUUACAGUUUAUUUUGGACGUGGACCAAUUAUGGUGUAUCAAAAAAUCUGAAAAAUUUGCCCAAGGCAAGAGAUAACAGGCCACCUAUCCUGAUUGUGUCUCGUUCACAUGCUGGAAAAGUCAAUAAUGUAUCUAAAGUUGCUUUUGGUAACAAUGUUGAAAUUAUAUCUGCUGCUGGUGCAGGUUAUAAGUUCUUGGAAGUAGCUGUUGAUAAUGCAACAAUAUAUGUUCAUACAACUGCUAUUAAGAAAUGGGAUAUAUGCGCAGGCACUGCAAUCCUCAGAGCUUUAGGAGGAACAGUAACACAAUUGUAUGACCAACAACCUAUUUACUUUGGAGUUAAUGACCCUAAGGUACUUACAAAGGGUCUUCUAGCAACUAUGAGUAAUCAUGCGUUGUACUCAGAUAAAUUUUUACAUGAAUUUCGAUCUAAUUUUCAUUAAAUAAUUUCUGUAAGAUUUUAAUUCAUAUAAAGUAAGAAUCGUAUAUUCAUUUUAUAUAUGAUGUGAUAAAAAAGUCUUACAUAUCUUUGUACAACAAUCACGAUUCUGAGAUAAAUGUUUCUCACAACUAUGUAAACCAAAGCUGUGUAACUUGCGAUACAACGUAAGCGACUGAAAUAACAAAAAUGAAAUAGAUUAUACAAUGCAGAUGGAUUAAUAGGAAAAAGAAAUACAAUAUGAUUUCAGUCAAAUUAGAAUUAAGUUAGGUUGUCACUCGCGAUCGUCUAGUUAGACAGCUUAGAUUAAUCAUCUUUUAUACAAUAAACGAUACAACAGCCAUCUA